UAAGUAUAAAGAUUUAACAGUACAUUCCAAUUCCAACCUAUGAAUUAGUUGGUUUUGUUUUUAAAUUUAUUGUGAUGUUAUUAUUGUACAUAACCUAGUAUUGGAAGCGUAUAUACCAAUAAAACGUGUACAUUUGAUUAUUUUGAACAUUAUAUAUAUUUAUGUGACAAUUUAAUGUUUCAUCUCAUUUAUAUAGUAUAUUAGACAAUAGACUUUUUAAAUACAGCAAAGUAUGUCAAAAUUGUGCAAAUUGUAUUUUGUACAUAAAUGUUAAUAAUUUAAUGAAUUUCGUUUGACGAAUUUGGAAACUAUAAGAAUUUUAUAAGAUAUAAUUUUAUAGUUUUAUCGAAUAUGACUGAUUUAGAUGUGGAUGAUUCUUUAACUAAGUUAAAUACUCAAUUAAAUAAAAGCAUGGUCCUAAUGGAUGCCACAGAAACUGAAAUACCUCAGUCAAAGAGUAAUAGAUCUAUAACGAUCAACCCAAACAUUCAACCUGCCAGUCCACAUGUUAAUUCACCUAUAGUUAAGAAAAGCAUUUUGAAAAAAGCUGAGAAAAAAAAUCUAACAGAAGCGGAGCAACAUAUAGAAAAUAACAAAGAAACAAGAGGUGAAAUAAGUGGCAACAGAGCAUCAAUUAAUGUAACAUCUACUACAAGACCACGUACUAUCAGUGAUUUAGUACAACAAGAAGACUUAAUUAUGGAAACUACAGAUACUACAUUGAGUUUAGAUGAUCUAUCUGAUAGCGAAGACAUAUGGAUCAUGGAUGUUCCUGGAACAAUAGAUCCAAAUGAACUUAAAGGUCAGAUGUUAAUAUUUGGAGAGAAAUCUAAAUUUAAAAUUAAAGAGGAAAAAUACUGUGCAGUGAAUCAUAAAGUUAAAUGUAAUAUUACAUGUGUACUUCAUACUGGUAAAGUAAAAUCGCAAUAUAAAACUGUCAAUAUGAAGCCAGCAGGUACAAUUACUAUCAGACGAAAACUUUCAAAUAUUUUAAAAACUAAACCAAUGCAAAUAGAAAAAUGCAGUGUACCAUUCCCAAAAAAUUUGAGAACUCGGCAUCCAUUAUUUGGUGUCAAUUACAAAGGUAAUGUUGAAAAAAUGUAAUAAUGUAAUUGAUCUAAAGGCAAAGGAUGAUAAUGGGUAAAAACAAUAUUAUAUAUAAUACAUUGCUUUAAGAUUGUAUAUCAUGAGGAAAUUGUGUACUACAUUAACUAUAAAAAUUUAUUUGCACCCUCAUUUGUUUAUAAGAAAUUAAAUCAACAGAUAAAAAUACAUAGAGAUAAUUUUAACUGAAUAAUGCAAACUGUAAAAUUAGUUGCUUUAUAAUAAAACGUAACGUUUAAUUUU
Bombus pascuorum is the source of this 1347-nucleotide messenger RNA. RefSeq lists its product as uncharacterized. Bases 352 to 1104 code for a protein of 250 amino acids. The transcript has 4 exons. The record is from RefSeq and is a predicted model, not a curated record. Lineage: Eukaryota; Metazoa; Arthropoda; Insecta; Hymenoptera; Apidae.